AUGGCCGCCUCCUUCGCACGAGCCGCGAGCCGGCACUCGCACUCGGCCAAACGACUCUGCCUCAGACCCAGCUUUCAGCUUCAAUCAAGACAGGGACACACUCCUUUCGUGACCCGCGCCAUCUGUACCACGCCAUCUCGAAGGCAGGAAGGCCCUCCUAGCACGAGCCCCAAUCCGACGCCCAAUCCAGAAUACGCGAGCGGACCCUUAACAACGACUAUCAGCCCGACCGAUUCGACUUUCACCCAGCACGUAAACCAGGAGAGAACCGAAUAUGUCAACAAGGCCCCUGACCAAAACCUGGGCGAUGACUUUGAAACAAGAAAGAUUCGGCAUUACACCGUGAACUUUGGCCCACAACAUCCCGCCGCGCACGGCGUGCUGCGUCUCAUUCUCGAGCUCAAUGGGGAGGAAAUUCUCCGAGCGGAUCCUCAUGUCGGCUUGCUGCACCGUGGAACCGAGAAGUUGAUCGAGUACAAGACAUAUCUCCAGGCGCUUCCCUACUUUGACCGUUUCGACUAUGUCUCGAUGAUGACCAACGAGCAGGUCUUUUCGUUGGCCGUCGAGAAGCUGCUCAAUGUCGACAUUCCCGAGCGAGCCAAGUGGAUUCGAACCUUGUUUGGCGAAAUCACCAGAAUUCUCAACCACCUGAUGUCGAUUCUGUCACACGCCAUGGACGUUGGUGCUUUGACCCCGUUCCUGUGGGGCUUUGAAGAGCGAGAAAAGCUAAUGGAAUUUUACGAGCGCGUUUCUGGCGCAAGACUUCAUGCUGCAUACGUCCGUCCUGGUGGUGUCAGCCAAGACAUCCCCCUUGGGCUGCUGGACGACAUUUACGCUUGGGCCACUCAAUUCGGCGACCGCAUUGACGAAACCGAGGAACUUCUUACAGACAACAGAAUCUGGAUCGGUCGGACCAAAGGCGUCGGUGUUGUCUCUGCUGCCGAUGCCCUCAACUAUGGCUUCUCAGGUGUCAUGCUCAGAGGCUCUGGCGUGCCGUGGGAUAUUCGAAAGAGCCAACCGUAUGACGCCUACGACAAAGUUGAUUUCGACGUGCCCGUGGGCCAGAAUGGCGACUGCUACGAUCGAUAUCUUUGCAGAAUGGAAGAGUUCCGACAGUCAUUGCGAAUCAUCCACCAGUGCUUGAACAAGAUGCCGCCUGGCCCAGUCAAGGUCGAAGACUACAAGAUUGCACCGCCGCCUCGAGCCGCCAUGAAAGAGAACAUGGAAGCUCUGAUCCAUCAUUUCUUGCUCUACACCAAGGGUUACACGGUCCCUCCGGGCGACACCUACACUGCGAUUGAAGCGCCGAAGGGCGAGAUGGGCGUCUACGUUGUCAGUGAUGGGAGUGAACGGCCGUACCGGUGUCACGUCCGUGCUCCAGGGUUUGCCCAUUUGAGCUGUUUCGACCAGAUCAGCCGUGGCCAUCUUCUGGCAGAUGCCGUUGCCAUCAUCGGCACCAUGGACCUAGUUUUCGGCGAAAUCGACAGAUAA
This is a messenger RNA of Cladophialophora yegresii CBS 114405, 1491 nucleotides long. Its product is annotated as NADH-ubiquinone oxidoreductase 49 kDa subunit, mitochondrial. Gene Ontology annotation, molecular function: NAD binding; quinone binding; NADH dehydrogenase (ubiquinone) activity. Gene Ontology annotation, biological process: mitochondrial electron transport, NADH to ubiquinone. The record is from RefSeq and is a predicted model, not a curated record. Bases 1 to 1491 code for a protein of 496 amino acids. The transcript has 2 exons. Lineage: Eukaryota; Fungi; Ascomycota; Eurotiomycetes; Chaetothyriales; Herpotrichiellaceae.